Molecule: messenger RNA, 973 nt
Organism: Prunus mume (Japanese apricot)
Lineage: Eukaryota; Viridiplantae; Streptophyta; Magnoliopsida; Rosales; Rosaceae
Product: NFU1 iron-sulfur cluster protein
Source: RefSeq, a predicted model, not a curated record
GUUCUACUGGCACUGUGCGCUGUUGGUUCUUGAACACGUGUCCCAUUGGGUUCUGCACUGUGAUACGUGGCUCCAGAACACUCUACUCUUUUUUCUUGAUUACGAGAACUCUCUAUGCUUUUCAAUAUUCAUCUUUUAAGUAAGAUCCAGAAGCAGUUACUUCCAAGUUAAGAAUCGCUUUCAUUUUCAUCAAGUUUGUGUUUAACUGAGACUUGCGACUCUUACUGUGGAAGCAUCUAUUGUCUGAUUUCUAUAUUUCUCCGUCGUAAGAUCAUGGCUUUUAGAUCAAGGAACCAUUGGGAACAAAUGGCGAAUGGGUUAAGACAAUAUGCAACCUCAACCACACCCAAGACGAAAGCCUACACCCCUAGUGCUGGUGUCACUGCACAAAACCAGCAGGGCUACAAAAGGUUCUUCAGGGGAGACUUCGUGCCUGUCUAUGUAGUUCUUGGGAUGAUAACAGUGUCACUGGGGUUGGGGCUCCACACCGCGAUGCAUCAGCUGAAGCACAACCCCCAUGUCUACGUGAAGAAGCAGCGACGCGAGACGCUGCCGGAGGUGGUGGAGCCGGAGCAUGUGGUGGAGGAGGCCGAGAAGUUCAUGACGAACUCGUUUUUUAGGAAGGUGGCUCAUGUUGAGGAGUAUGACGGCUACAAUCAUGCCGUUAAAGAUCCUACCCGUAGAGAUGCUUUUGCUUACAAACCCUCCAACCCGCGAGAGCGUGUCGUGACUCUCAAGGACGUUGGAGCAGACCCUGUCCAACCCAAGGCUUCAUCCUAGUUUCCUUUUUCGAAUUUUAAGUCUCUGUUUUUCGUUUGCUGAAUUUCUUGUCUGUUUUUUUUCUCUUUUUUUCUUUUUCACUGCUAUGGCUUUCUAGUAACUCCCAUUUGAGUUGUACUUUUUGGGGUUAGAGGAAGAGAGCCAUUUCUACUACUACUGGUGAUGGUUGUUUACUGUACUGUAACUUCACUCU